Dufourea novaeangliae is the source of this 3081-nucleotide messenger RNA. RefSeq lists its product as uncharacterized. Lineage: Eukaryota; Metazoa; Arthropoda; Insecta; Hymenoptera; Halictidae. Gene Ontology annotation, cellular component: nucleus; cytoplasm. The record is from RefSeq and is a predicted model, not a curated record. The transcript is spliced from 11 exons. The coding region runs from base 1 to 3081 and encodes 1026 amino acids. Gene Ontology annotation, biological process: intracellular signal transduction; protein phosphorylation; mitotic cell cycle. Gene Ontology annotation, molecular function: ATP binding; histone H3T3 kinase activity.
AUGAAUUUUAGAAAGCCGAUUCGAACUUACACGAAGAAAAAAUAUAAAGACGUUACGAUUUCAUUAGACAAAUUACGUCUUCCUGUUAUAAACAAUAUUAUCAAUGCGGCUCCCUUAAGAGAAUUAAAUUCAAUAGAUGAGAAGAUUGGUGGUGACAAUUCAAUAUUUUAUGAUCCGUUUGAAACUACAUUUGACAAACUUCUUAAUAAUACAAGAGGUGCAAAACAACCAUCUGAAAAGUAUAAUAUCAAUACAUGGCAAAAUCGUAAAGAAAUAUAUUCCAAUUCAAGUAUAGUUGCAUCUAAGUUAAUUGACAAUAAACAUUUAUCAUAUGAUCAUGUUGAGAUAUCUGAGGCUAGUACAAAACUUGUUUCCAAGAAAAAGAGGGCCAGAAAAACAAAGAUGCAAGUUAAAAAGAAAACAAUUCAGAGAAACACUGUAUUAACUGGGAAUAAAGAUAAAUAUAAUGUGAAGGAGAAUAAUGUCCAUAAAGAGAACUUAUACACAGCAAAGAAAAAUAAAAAAACAAUACAUAGUAAUUCAAAUACUAAUGUAUCGCAUUUGAAUUCCAAGUUUGAAAAUCAUCUCAAUGAUGAUGCAGAAGCAUCAAAAGAAGGUUCUAAUGGAAAACAGGGAAUUACAAAUUCUAUUGACAAUUUCAAAAUAAAGCCUUGUUUUGUAGAGUUGGAUAAAACCAAUGUAUUGGAGUGGAAGAAUAAACUGGAUAAUAUUGAAAAAUUGACAAAAGCAACACAAGAAAAUUGCUUUGUAAGACUGGAGAAAUUAGAAACAUUAUUUAUGAAGCGAUUACAUGCUAGUAACAAAUGUGGAAAUCUAAUCAGUAGUACUCCUAUUGGUAGCCGAAUACGACCUUCUCAUAUAAUUGCUUUGUCACCAAUUCCUAUUACAUGUCUGGAAGAAUUGGAUGAUUCUGUAAAGUGUAAAGAGAAUGAUCUGAUUAGAGCAACUAAUAUAAAUUUAAUUACUUCAGGAAUUAUUGAAGUAAAUGCAGAUGCAUGCGAAGACUUUCAUGCAUUGAAAAAGCAUAUAUCGAACGGAGAACGAAAAUCGUCAAUUACGUCUAUUUGUAUUAGUAAUAGCGAUCAAAGUCACAUAACACAAGAAAUAUCUAAAGAAUAUUUUGAGGUAGUGAAAGAUGUUUCAGGGAUUGAGAUAGAAGAGGAAGACAUUGAAGAUGUACCUUCUUCAUUAACAAAAGAACAUACACCAUCAAGUAUAUUACAAAAAAAACACCUAAACUUUUCUAUUGACUUAGAUAGAUCACACUCCCUAUUUGGUGACACUAAUGAAAAUAAUGUUAUAGACUUUAAAAGUAAUAACACAAGUGUGAUUUUAGACACUACAAAUCUACUUAGUAAAGAUGACAGAUUAAAUGGAAAUAAUACUAUUGUAAUUAGUGACAACAGUUGCAAUGGAAUUGUACCUUGCAUAGUCUUGACACAAUUACAAGAUCCUUUUAGAAUUACAAGAAAAAGGAAACAAUAUUGUAAAUGGGAAUUUGACUUAUCUAAUAUUUCAGAAAGUUGUAAUAAUAGUAUUAAGAGAAAGGAAAUCAGCAUAAUUACAGAAAAUGACACUAAAAGAAAAAGGUUCUCUAGGAAAACAUUACGAGCAUUAGAAAAUGUACCAAAAACACCUAUUAGUGAUGUGUCAAUGAAAAUAGAGAAACCUAUAUAUUUAAAGCCAGGUAAAUCUUGGGCAAGGUCAUUAUCAAUAUUGAGCAAUAUUCAAAAUGAAUUUAAUUUGGAUAAAUUAUCUAUUGGCAAAGGCAAACAGUGGAGACACAGUGUUGUAGACAUUUUAAAUAUGCAAAAACAAGGUAUUUUCCAAAGUUGUGUAAAAAAGACUGCAAGUAACGCAGAUGUACAAGCAAGUAGUGAAACAGUUAUUAACUCUGAACAUGAGCUUACUAAUACGAAAGGUAGAACUGGCGAAUCUGCCAGUUUAGGACGUUUUACCAGAAGAAUAUCUGUUCGUGUCGUUCCAAUUAAUAAAACUGUUAAAUCAAUAGAAGAUACUCAAUUUCUGGAAGUUUAUGGAAUCUUUCCUAUCAAGAGUCAAAGAUUCACAUUAAUAAGUGAUCCACGAAAAUCUUCUGUGUGCAAUAUUACAAACUAUGACAAUGAUGGCCACAUUAUCAACGAACAUGUAGAUUUAACAGCAAAAGAAGUUAUUCUUGCAAGAUGUUUACAACAAGAUUACAUACCGUUUUCUACGUAUUUUUCAGAUUCGUAUCUAGAUCAUUGUCGAAAAAUCGGAGAAGGCGUCUAUGGUGAAGUUUUUCUUUAUGAACAUGAUGAUAAAAAGUCUGUUAUAAAAAUUAUUCCAAUAGAAGGGGACGAAUGUGUAAACGGGGAACCACAAAAGAAGUUUCAUGAAAUAUUAUCAGAAAUCGUUAUAGCAAAGGAAUUACACAAUCUACGAUAUAAUACAAAAUAUAAUACUGAUGGAUUUGUAGAAGUAAAAAAUAUUAAAUGCCUUAAAGGAAAGUAUCCCAAAACAUUAGUGGAUCUUUGGAAUACUUACGACGAAGAGAAACACUCUGAAAAUGAUUGUCCAUCGAUGUUUAAUGAGAAUCAAUUAUAUAUUAUACUAGAACUUGGCCAUAGUGGUCAAGAUUUGGAAGCAUUUGUAUUUCCUACAGCAGAAGAAGCACAUGUAUUGUUCAUACAGGCGGCAUUAGCAUUGGCAAUUGCAGAAGAAGCUGUUCAAUUUGAACACAGAGACUUGCAUUGGGGUAAUAUUUUAAUAUCCCCAACGACUGAAUCUCAUGUAUAUUAUAAGCUAGGACAAAAACAAAUUCAAUUACUUAGUAAAGGUGUAAAGGUAUCUAUUAUAGAUUUCACACUUUCAAGAGUAACGUAUCAAGGAUGCAGUGUAUUUAAUGAUCUUGCAUCUGAUCCUAGUCUUUUUGGGGCUCAGGGAGAAUAUCAAUUUGAAAUAUAUCGUUUAAUGAGAGAUAAGAUCAAAAAUAAUUGGCAAAAAUUUGAACCCUACAAAUGGUAUAAUAAAAUUGAAAGAAUUAAAAAACGAGGUCUUGUCAUAUACAAGCGCCUAUGA